ACUAGCCCGACCGCCCGAGUAGUUUUUUUUUUCAACAUAAUCUUGAUCAAAUCUAUAAUUACAUGCUCUGUGAUCAAAUCUAUCUAGUUCUGGAUCAGACGAUUACUUUCUAGUUUCUACUCUCAAAUUAAGGUAAAGCUCAAAACAAGAAAGAAGGUUUCAAUAAUAUGUUCUGUACUUAAUCCAAGGUUUAAUGACGGGUUUAAAUGGUAUAAUCUAUAUUUUACUCUCCUACAUUCAUUCAUCACUUCAUUCACCAUCCUAUGAUCCUAUAUAAAUCGUUCUAUUGUUCAAUGAGAAAAAUAAAAUAUAAUGCAAUUUGUCAAACGAGUACAACGAAAGUCAAAAUAAAUAAUGUACUUUAUUUACACAAUAUCUUUUUAUUUCAGUUGUUGUUUUAUGUCGUUUUAUAAAGUCAAUUAAUAGAUUACCUUAGUAUCGUAUUGUGUAUUAGGAAUCUUGAUCAUGAAUAGCAAGAUAUUAAACACAAUAGCUAAUGCCAUCGAUAAUAGAGAAGAGUUGAAAAAAAGAAUAGAAAAUGGCAAAAUAAUUCAUCAAGAAUUAUUAAAUUGCAUACAAAAUUGCCAGAAUCGGUUUGGAGGGAAGUCAGAGUUAGCCACAGAAGAUGAUAUAAGAAUAGCUCAACUAUGUGAAAAAUGGGAGAAAUUGCUUAGCCAUGGCAUUAGAACUAAUUUAUCAAACUCAGCAAUUCAGAAUUUGGUUACAGCAGGUUUAAACUUCACUUUUAAUAUUGUUAAUGUUGGUAACUCUCUCUGGAGUUACACUUGCUUACAUUUGACGAAACAUGAAAAAGAAAGAUUCAAAAUUCUAACGAAUAUUAACACACCACUUGGAUACUUCAGAGCAUUUCUUAGAGCUGCUUUGAAUGAAAGGUCUCUUGACAGAUAUCUUCAGAGCUGGAUAAGUCAUGGCCUGCUAAUGGAAUAUUAUGAAGAAGGUGCUCUGGUCCGAGGCCCUGAAACAUCACAUCUCAUUCCAAGCAUGGCUGCAGGUUUAUCAACAGUAUUGUUUGCGUUAUCAAUUGACAGACUAGAGUUGAAUGACUCACAACAAGCUAAUCAAACUAACAAAGCAGAACAUGUGAUACCUUUACCAAUGCCAGUAAAAUCAUCGAGUAAUUUGAAACGAAAACCACUGAGACAAGUUAUAUCCUUUGACAAAAAUGAACAGAAAAAUACCAAGACCAAUAAAAAACAAGUAUUUGGAGCAACAGAACAAGUUGAUAAUUCUGCUUGGAACAGUGCACCAGCCACUUGCCUCAAUUCACCAGAUCCCAAAAUAGUUGCCCAGGCAGCCUCAAGCAGCGAACCAACUAGUUCAGAAUACAAAACCAGUUUAAGGCAUUUUUUUCCUGACAGUGUCAAAGUUAUGGACAGUCCUUCACAAAUUCUCUCCAAACUUUCUGAAUGUGCAAAGGAAAUAUUUUCAUCUUCUAGCAGUAUUGAUGUAAACAAUGCCAUCAAAGAUGAUGUUUCAGAAUUAAGUAUAAAUAAUUUAAAGAUAUCAGAAAGUGACAGUGAGGAAGUGGCGGGGAGUAUUGAUGGUAGUACUUCAUGUCUAGAACUCUGUUUUACAGAGGACGAAAGUACGCCGGAUGAUAAGACAUUAAAUGCGAUAUUAGAAAGUAAGGAUAAAGAGUAUUUAAAUUUACAACUAAAAUACACUCAAAUGGAAGUAGCUAGUAAGGAAAAAAUUAAAAAGUUAGAAAAUGUAGUGGCUGAAAUGCACGCUGAAUUAAUGGAGUUCAAUACGUAUCUACAACAGCGGCUUAAAGAGUACGAGAGUAUAUCGACAUUAGAAGUACUGGAUUACCCUGAGUCUAAUGUGAAGGCACAUAUUCCGACUGCAUUCUUAGUAGGAAAGAAAACACAUUCAUAUCAUGUUUAUCAAAUUUAUCUGAAGAUUGGACAAGAAGAGUGGAAUGUAUACCACAGAUACGCAAAAUUUCAUGAACUACACACGCAGCUCAAGAAAUGUCAUCCUGAUAUAGCGACGUAUAAAUUCCCUCCAAAGAAAACAUUGCGAAAACGAGACGCUCAUUUAGUGGAACAGCGGCGAAUUGCUUUGCAGGCGUAUUUGCGACACAUACUGCUGGUGUUGCCAGAGCUUAAAGAGUGCACCAACCGCGCACAACUCAUCACUUUAUUACCAUUCUUUGGAACGUCAUCUACCACUAAGGAGAAUGGGUUUAAUAACCCACUAGAUCGUCAACAAUCGAAUGACUCCAUUUCGUCGUACAAUGCACUAUGAUAUAGUUUCAUUAAUAAGAACAUUCCCAAGUUAAUAAGUACAGUAUACAUAUUACACCAGUGCGUAGAUAUUUUCCAAAUAUAGAAGAUAUAAAUUUAACUUAUUUUUUGUUAGUAUGUUGUGUGUUAGGU
This is a messenger RNA of Spodoptera littoralis (African cotton leafworm), 2402 nucleotides long. The record is from the annotation of a GenBank genome assembly. Lineage: Eukaryota; Metazoa; Arthropoda; Insecta; Lepidoptera; Noctuidae.